AUGUCCCAACAUGGCGGCGACGCUUUGGGUGCGUCGCCGCCAGGGCGCCCACGACAUCAGAUAAAACGAUCCAUUUCCGAAAUCUCGUCGCCGAUCCGUCUGCAUCGACAUCAUUCUCAUCGCGCAGGCAAGGAGACAGAUCGAGACGCGCGCAGCGCAGCCCCGCAGUCGGCAGUCGUCCAAACUCAACGUUCCUUGGAAUGGUCGCGGUCCGAGGGAGUGACGCCGAAUCUGACGCCGAACGCGAGUCGCCGAACGAGCGUUCUCUAUGCCUCGGCCGACGAAGCGAUGCCGGCAAUUAGGGCUCCCAGGGGAAACGCGUCCCUCGCCGGACUCGUGAGGGAGCAGCAGAAGGCUGCCGCCCGCGAGAGUGGCCUACAGCGAUCCCUCAACGAGCUCGACAAUUUUGCGACCUCAACGACGAGGCAACUCGACGACACUUAUGACUCUCUUCUAGAAAGGCUAAACGCGAUGCAAAACACCAUAAUAGCAUUGAAGGAACUUAGCGAGAGUUCUCGAUUGCUUAGCGAUAACUUCAGCACCGAAGCCGAUGAACUGGUUACAGAUAUCAAUAUGCAACUCCACACGUUUGGGCAGUUUGAAGACCAACAAAGACGCAUCGAAUCCCUCCAGAAACGCAUCGAGAUGGGACGGAAACUCAUUAGAUCCCUGAGCGAGCGGGUCGACGCCGUGAGUGCCCGGGUGACGGGCUGGGAGCGGGCGGACAAGGAAUGGCAGGAAAAGACUCGACGCCGUCUCAAGGUCGUCUGGGUAGUCACAUCCGUUAUCUUUUUCUCGUUACUCCUUCUUUUUGUUGGUACUCAAUAUGGGCCGGAAAGUCUUGAAAGCACGACAGCGCGAAUUGCGAGUGAUGGCUUGCAAACCGCGGCGGACGUGGUAGGCGCCGUCCCACAAGUGGUUGCGCGGGAUGACGAGCCACAGGGGAGGGGCGGUCUCAUCAAAGCAGUGUCACUGGAGGGGUCAUCGAACGCCACGGAUAUACUCCAUGUGUUUGACGAAUUGUAA
This is a messenger RNA of Dichotomopilus funicola, 1026 nucleotides long. RefSeq lists its product as uncharacterized. Lineage: Eukaryota; Fungi; Ascomycota; Sordariomycetes; Sordariales; Chaetomiaceae. The coding region runs from base 1 to 1026 and encodes 341 amino acids. The record is from RefSeq and is a predicted model, not a curated record. The transcript has 2 exons.